AUGUUGUUCAGUCUCACUAAGUCAUGUCUGACUCUUUGCAGCACCAUAGACUGUAGCCUGCCAAUCUGUUAUUCCAUGUCUGGUUGUAACUGUUGCUUCUUGACCUGCAUACAGGUUUCUCAGGAGGCAGGUAAGGUGGUCUGGUAUUCCCAUCUCUUUAAGAAAUCUCCACAAUUUGUUGUGAUCCACAGAGUCAAAAGCUUUAGCGCAGUCAAUGAUGAAGAUAUUUUUCUGAAAUUCCCUUGCUUUCUCUAUGAUCCAAAGGAUUUGGAACUUUCAUCGGUGGUUCCUCUGCCUUUUCUAAAUCAGCUUGAACAUCUGGAAGUUCUCAUUUCACAUACUGUUGAAGCCUAG
Molecule: messenger RNA, 354 nt
Organism: Rangifer tarandus platyrhynchus (Svalbard reindeer)
Lineage: Eukaryota; Metazoa; Chordata; Mammalia; Artiodactyla; Cervidae
Source: the annotation of a GenBank genome assembly